AUGACGCAAGACAACGGAGACCGAGGCUUCAAGGUCCGGCCUCUUUUGGACAUCAUGAACCGUUCAUUUCAAAAGUACGGUGUAUUCCAGGAGAAACUGGCAGUGGGCGAAAUGAUCGUCCCCUACCACGGCGACAACCGUCCGAGGCGGUUUCGACGUGACGAGCCCAAUCGCCUCGGCUACAAGCUUUGGACCAUUUGUGGCGGCGACGGCUACUGUUACAAGGUCGACCUCUACUGCGGCAAAGAACAGGGUCCCGAACUUUGCGGUCAGCCGCUGGGGAGCCGGGUGGUUCUGGACAUGAUCAGCGUGAUAUCUGAUCCCAGCGGCCAUGAGGUGUUCUUUGGAAACAAGUUCACCUCCAGGACUCUCCUCGGCCAGCUGAAAAGUCGAGGCAUCCGUGCCACCGGCGUUGUGAGAGAAAAACGCCUUGGCAAAUGCCCAGUCAGUACCGUUGAGGUCAUGCGCGAGAUGAAGCGUGGCUCGUAUGAACAGCGGUUCGAUCUCACAGACCAAGUGCUGUUAAUCAGAUGGCACGACUACGGGGUCGUAAACGUAAUGACUAAUUACGACACCGCCAACCCGACCUCCAACGUCGACCGGUACGACAGUGAAGCUAAGAAACGUGUGCCAGUCCCUCAGCCCAAGGCGCUGAAAACCUACCAUGCCGCCAUGAGUGGAGUCGACCUCCACGAUCAGCUCCUGGGAGCAUACCCGGUGUCCAUCCGAGGAAAGAAGUGGUACUGGGGCGUCAUCACCCGACUGCUGGAUAUCGCUGUAGUCAACAGCCACAUUCUUCACAAAACAGCCGUCACCGGCGACAAACAGCUGUCCCUCCUGGACUUCCGCCGAGAGAUCGCCGUCACCUAUCUGAAGGCGGCAGCCAGCCAGAAGGGCUGCGGUGCCCGGCCUCUGCCAGCCAACACACCAGCCAGCCUGCGGUACGACGGGAUCGGACAUUUCCCCGCGCCACUCCACGGGCGUCGCCAGUGUCAGCUGGAGAGCUGCAAACUGCGCUCAACAAAACGGUGCAACAAGUGUGACGUGGCGAUCUGCCUUAAGUGCUUCGUGGCGUACCACCAACGGAGUUAG
Molecule: messenger RNA, 1092 nt
Organism: Amphibalanus amphitrite
Lineage: Eukaryota; Metazoa; Arthropoda; Thecostraca; Balanomorpha; Balanidae
Product: piggyBac transposable element-derived protein 2-like
Exons: 1
Coding region: 1-1092 (363 amino acids)
Source: RefSeq, a predicted model, not a curated record